AUGGCAACCUCAAUCUGUUUGACGCUUUGGGUGUUACUCAUAGCAGAUAAUGUGUGGACACAGAGUGUGAGACAGGCCUAUGAGGUACAGGAUCCAGAGGACUGGGAUGUGCAUGAUGAUUUUUAUUGUCCCAGGGAAUGUUUUUGUCCACCUAGUUUCCCUACUGCCUUAUACUGUGAGAACAGAGGUCUCAGAGAAAUCCCUGCUAUUCCUUCAAGGAUCUGGUACCUCUACCUGGAAAACAACCAGAUAGAAACCAUACCCGAGAAACCAUUUGAGAACGCUACCCAGCUAAGAUGGAUCAAUUUAAACAAGAACAAAAUAACCAACUAUGGGAUUGAGAAGGGGGCUCUAAGCCAGCUAAAGAAACUUCUUUUCCUGUUUCUAGAAGACAAUGAGCUAGACGAGGUACCUUCUCCAUUGCCAAGAAGUUUGGAACAGUUACAGUUAGCUAGAAACAAGGUCUCCAGAAUCCCUCAGGGGACCUUCAGUAAUCUGGAAAACCUGACCCUUCUUGACCUACAGCAUAACAAACUUAUAGAUAACGCCUUUCAAAGAGACACCUUCAAGGGACUUAAGAACCUCAUGCAGCUAAACAUGGCCAAGAAUGCCCUGAGGAACAUGCCUCCAAGAUUACCAGCCAACACCAUGCAGCUGUUUCUGGACAACAACUCCAUUGAAGCAAUACCCGAAAAUUAUUUCAAUGUGAUUCCUAAAGUGGCCUUCCUGAGACUUAACCACAACAGACUGUCAGAUGCAGGCCUCCCGUCGAGAGGUUUUGAUGUGUCGUCAAUUCUGGAUCUCCAACUGUCUCACAACCAGCUCACAAACUUUCCCCGAAUUAACGCUAACCUGCAGCACCUUCACCUUGAUCACAACAAAAUUAAAAAUGUGAACAUCUCAGUAAUAUGUCCCACCACACUGCGUGCAGAACAGGAUGCCUUCAUUCACGGACCUCAACUGAGCUACCUGCGCCUGGAUGGGAAUGAAAUCAAGCCACCAAUCCCAAUAGAUUUAGUGACAUGCUUCAAGCUUCUUCAGGCCUUCAUUAUAUAA
Messenger RNA from Peromyscus eremicus (cactus mouse), 1056 nucleotides. RefSeq names its product keratocan (gene Kera). Bases 1 to 1056 code for a protein of 351 amino acids. Gene Ontology annotation, molecular function: protein binding. NCBI's taxonomy places the organism in Eukaryota, Metazoa, Chordata, Mammalia, Rodentia, Cricetidae. The record is from RefSeq and is a predicted model, not a curated record. The transcript is spliced from 2 exons.